Molecule: messenger RNA, 5724 nt
Organism: Ectocarpus siliculosus
Lineage: Eukaryota; Phaeophyceae; Ectocarpales; Ectocarpaceae
Source: the annotation of a GenBank genome assembly
AUGACUCACGGGGAGUUUCCGGCUGCGCCGAGUAUGGACAACGAUGGACGGAUAGGGUCGGGCUCGGGCGAGGCCCACCAAAUUGCUGCUGAGGGUCCAUCGACCCCCACUAUUGAUACGCUAGGCUGUUUCCCCCAUGGCACUGUGGACCAGAUUGCAGGCGGUAGAACUGCCUCAUCAGAUAGCGGAAAUGACGCCGGAUUGCUUCAGGGGGUGCUGAAUCGCGGGGUUGAAGCUGGUGGUACAUCCGCUGGGAGCGACGUUGUAGUCCAUGAAGUAGAUCCGCUAUUCGAGGCAAGGAACAAGAUCGACGAGGUAACUCGAGAGCUUCAGAGACUGUUGCGUGAAGAUGCCCUACAGGAUGACGGGAGCCUUGACUACAGUGCGGCUUUCGAGAUUUUCGAUGUGGACCACGACGGAAACGCAACACCGGAUGAGCUUCACUCGAUUUUCAUAAGGCUUGGAAUGGGAAGCCUGCUCUCUGAGGAAGGGAUUGCCGUGAUUGUCGACAGGGUACCGAGAGACCCUUCAGGUCUCGUUACCCAGAGAGAGCUAGAGAUAUUCGCAGAACGACCGCCGGACUUUCAGUGGCCGUUUCCUCGGGAGAAGUCAGGCGGCCAUGCAGCGGAGCAGCAGGGGAGCGGUUGGGGCGAGGGCGUGGAACCCGACUCGGGCAUCGCUGUGACUCUGCACGAGCUGCAAGUCAAGGCCGCUUCGUCUGGGAGUGGGAUGUUCUCGUGGAAGAAGGUAUCGAAGGACUUUUCCUCUGUGUCACUGUUCGUUCGAGUCACCCGUGGGCGGCACGUGGUCGAGAGCGCUGCCGUGGCCUCCCGCUUGCUUCCCUCGGGCGGUGGCGGCGAAGUCAGUACCGAAAUAAUGAAUAACGCAGAGGACGACAGAGCUAUCUGGGUCUGGCGAUGGAAUGAAGUGUUACCGCUACCGGGACCACCACCAAGAACGUCGGCAGGGGUGCCGCUUGAUCCUUCGCUGGUGGUAGCUGGAGAUGAGGGUGGCGAGAGUACGGUGGCGUGCCCGGAAGAGGAAAGUGGGCCUGGUGGCGAGGGACAUUCAGGGAACGGCGUGGUGGACGACCCAUUUUCCGCUGCGGCCAGCAAGGCAGAGGAGGGUCCAGGAUUCCGCGACACGGGACCACCAGAUACCAACCGGACGGCUUCGGCAAGAGAAGAGGCUUCGGCUCUGAACGACGUUGAUUCGAGGGCUACCGCGGAGCACGGCUUGCAGGAUGACGAUGACUCGUGUUACACCGAAUCUGAUGCCAGUUCUUCGGAAAUGGAUUCCUCCAGCGUCAUCGCUACGGCAGAAAGCGACAAGAAGAAGGAGAAAGCGCGCGUCGAGUUCGCUCGCGACUUGACAAAGUCCGACAGCAGCUCCCUAGACACACCGGUAAAGGCUGAGGACACGAUAGCGAGAAAGACGUCCGUCCUAGCGAAGCUUCCCCAGAGGGGUUCUGGCGGGGCGAAAACGAAGCGCGGGGUAUCUUUCUGGAGCCCCACAAGAGGUAGAGGAAAGAAAAACGCAUCUAUCGCGCGAAGCGGUGCCAACGGAGGCAGCGAUGGCAGCACCGCAGACAUCGCGACGCCCCGUGCUACAGUGGCGGCCGCAGACAACAUUCCGGGCAACGUCGAAUCGUCUGGUCAUCCGAACACCGACAGUGUCGAGAGGGAUGCUCCGAGCGUAGUCGAUACAUCGGAAGAGGCGGGUGGCGGAUCUACCGAUGACUCCGUCAAUUCCGAUGGCAGCUGCCCGAACACCCCAGCGAGGAUCAACGACGGCAGCACAGUAAUCGAUGAGGAGGGAGACGUCAGCCAAUCUGCCGGCGGCAAGUUUAACAAACGGGGGUUGCCGUUCUGGGGCCCCAGAAGAGGCAAGAGACAGCAAACCUCGGCCACCACAGCCACCGUGACACCAAGAAGCGACGUUGGCAGCAGCGAUGGCACCGCCGCAGACGCCACCACGCCCCGUGUCACGGUGGCUGCCGCAGAUGACAUUGCCGGCAACGUCGAAUCUUCUGAUGAUCCCAACACCGACAGCAGUGUCGAGUCGGAUGCUCCGGGCGCAGCCGAUAAAUCGACCCCGCAAGAUCAAAGUUGGCCAAAGAACGAGGACAAGGAAGACAGGGAAGAGGCGGGUGGUGGGUCUACCGAUGACCCCGUCAACUCCGAGGAUAGUUGCCUGAACACCCCUCCCGGGAUCGACGGCGGCAGCGCCGCCGGCGAAGAGGAGGUCGACGCCGCCGAAUCUCCUGGUGGAAUAUUUGGUAGGCGGGGGUUGUCGUUCUGGAGCCCCAGAAGAGGCAGGAGAAAGCAAGCGUCGACCACCACCGCCACCGCGACACGAAGAAGCGACGUCGGCAGCAGCGAUGGUACAAUCGCAGACGCCACCACGCCCCGUGUCACGGUGGCGGCCGGAGAUGACAUUCAGGACGAUGUCGAAACCUUUGCUCACCCCGACACCGACAAUAGUGUCGAGACGGAUGCUCCGGGCGUAGUGGACACAUCGAUCCCGCAAGAUCAAAGCUGGCCAAAGAACGGGAACAACGAAGACACGGAAGAGGUGCGUGGCGGGUCUACCGGUGACUCCGUCAACUCCGAGGACAGCUGCCCGAACACCCCAGCGGGGAUCAACGACGGCAGCGCCGCUGGCGAAGAGGAAGUCGACGCCACCGAAUCUCCUGGCGGUAUGUUUCGUGAGCGGGGACUGUCGUUCUGGAGCCCCACAAGAGGCAGGAGAAAGUCGACCUCCACCACCACCGUCACUGCGACACCAAGAAGCGGCGUCGGCAGCAGCGAUGAUACCGCCGCAGACGCCACGACGCCCCGCGUCACGGUGGCGGCCGCAGGCAACAUUCCGGGCGACGGCGAACCCUCUUUCAAUCCCAACACCGACAGAAGUGUCGAGAGACAUGUUCCAGGUGCAGUCAAUACGACGACCCCACAAGCUAUCCACUGGACAUCGAACGGAGAACACGAAGAUAAGGAAGAGGCGGGUGGUGGGUCUACUGAUGACUCCAUCAACUCUGAUGACGACUGCCUGGACACUACGGCCAACGUGAAGGGCAAGACAACAAGUAAACCGUCCGUCCUAGCAAAACUCCCCCGAAGUUUUUCUGGUGGGGCGAAACUGAAGCGCGGGGUGUCUUUCUGGAGCCCCACCAGAGGUAGAGGGAAGAAAAACGUGUCAUCCGAGGGGGGGAAAGCCGUCGGAAUCAGCGAUUGCGCCACUGCAGACGCAACGACGCCCCGUGUCACGGUGGCGGCCGCAGACGGCAUUCCGGGGAACGAAAAAUCCUCUGGUGAUCCCAACACCGACUCUAGUGUUCCAGGCGGAGUCGAUGGAAAGAUCCCGCACAGGAAAAACCGGACAAGGAGCGGAGACAAGGAAGACACGGGAGAGGCGAGUGGCGAGUCUACCGGUGACUCCGUCAACUCCGAGGACAGCUGCCCGAACACGCCUCCCGGGACCAACGGCGGCAGUACAGCAGCCAGAGAUGAGGUCGUCGCCAUGAAUCCUGCUGGCGGGAUCUUGAACAGAAGGAAGCUGUCGUUCUGGAGCCCCAGAAGAGGUAGGCGAAAGCAAACUGCGACCAUCACUGCAAUACCAAACAGCGACGUCGGCACUAGUAACUGCGGCAGUGAGGAGGCAGCCUCAACCACGGCCGACAACGCGGACGGCGUUCUGGACAAGUUAUCGAGUGAAGACGAAUCCCGUAGAGACUCCGAUGACACCGAGUCAGGAAACGAGAGCUCUGCCGUCAUCGAUAAACAUGUCCGUCCCGAUCGAGCCUGGCUGAAAUCAUUCGGCGAGCAGAAUGCCCGAGUCAAGGCGGCAGACGCCUCUGUGGGAGGAGAGGCAGUGGCAGACUGUACCGACCCCGGGGCGACAAGAAAAAUAGGAGCCCGUUUCUGGAGCCCAAGGGGAGAGCGAAAAAAGAACAUCGCAUCGGACGCCAUCGCCCCACGUGGCGCCUGUGACCGCGAAGAAUCCACCGACGUGGGUACAAGCGACCCCCAGGAAAGUGAACAGAAGGCCCGUGACGUACAGGGAGAGGCAGACAGCGUCGCCCCAGGAAGCUUGCUCAAGAGGGCGCGGGGGUCCCUGUGGAGUCCGAGGAGCAAGGGCAGCAGUGGGCCCACAAGGAAGAAUCGUGAUACCAACGGAAAAAAUGACGACUCCGUCGAGGUACGCGGGAGAGAACAAGCAGGAGGACCUGCCGCGUUGGAAGAGCCUUUUCCCCCGGACGUGCUAGUGCUUGAGGUGUGGGAGACAAUUAUCCCCGCGGCUCUUCGCCCCUACACGGCGCAACACCGGACGACCGGUGCGCCCGUGGAGGGCAGCAGCGGCCGCCAACGGAGUGUUCAAUCCACCCACAGUCAUGACCGCACGGAAACCAACAGCAACAGGUCCGUACCUCUCGACGCCGUCGCCGAGGAUACAGACCAGCCCGCUCUAUGCCCGCAAGACAAGCGACAGCCUGUUGAGCCCGGGGACAAAUCACGGGGUGGUUUAUCCCCUACGAGUGCCGACAAUCUGUGUGACUCUGGAACAGAGCGGGGAGGAAUACACGACAGUAACGAUGCGAAGCUUGAUACUGAUUUGUCGACCCGGCGGAGGUGCGCAGACGACGAUCACGUGUCGGUUGUAGAUGGUGGGGUUUCAGUAACCGACGACGAAGCUUCCGUGGCGAGUGCGGCUACGACCAAAAACACGCGACGAAGGAGUCCGACCCUUCUAUCGUCGCCGUUCAAGGGCAGGAAAAACAAAGACAAGGGCCAGUCGUCGUGGACGCCAUCAGAAUCGCCACUGACGUCGUCCGAAACAGAGGCAACUGUUGACACAGGGGGGCUGGAUGGCGGCAAGGACCCUCCGCAGACCCCGGUUGACGAGGGCAGGGAGCAGGAGACAGAUGUCUCCGGUAUGAGCCGCCAAUGCGCCAUCAACGACACCAACCAUAUUUCGAGUGCAUUGGACCUUCAGGAGGAAAGUGGUUCUGAAAAAGACGAUGACGGCGAGGACGAGGAUGUGUCAGUCGCGACCCAAGCUUUCUUCACUAGCGGGAUUUCGGCGGCGAUAGAGACUUCGCCUCCGAAAAAUGCAAGAGGGGGCGUGUUCACGAUGUCAUUCAAGAGCAGGAAGACGAACACGACGAGCACGCAGCACCAUCUCGCGGAGUCUUACGAGCUCCAGUCGCCUGACCAACUGCCGAAGGAUGACGGGGAAGCCCAAGGACAAUCGACCGGCCGCAGUACAUCCACGCCACGCGCGAAGCCGGUUCUGUGGGGUCGACUAACGAUACCGGUCGAGGACACGAUGCAGACGGGGGAAAAAGGAAUAACGGACACGAACGUCGAGUGUCCGGGAACGGCACCACAUGCGCUCGGCGGAAGCACUGUCACCACCGGCAUGGCCACCGCGGGUAUUUCUGCCGAUCAAACGUCGACGAGCGAACGUGGGAGGGGAUCGCCGUCCGUGUUUGGAGUGAGCGUUCCUGGUCUUAACCCAAGAAAGAAAAGGGCGAAGGAUGAGGACGAUCCUCUGGUGCGGGGAGCAACUGACGUUCGGGUCGUCGAUGGAAUGCCAUCCAGGUCACCUCCACGGCCCGGUUCUCCCAGCCUCGACGGUUGGUUUGAGGUCGGGUAUCCGAAAGGAAGACGAGGGAAGAAGGUCAAGGGAAUGGUGAGGCUGGCCCUGACUCCGUGUCGAUGA